Messenger RNA from Suillus bovinus, 1102 nucleotides. Its product is annotated as ubiquitin-conjugating enzyme/RWD-like protein. The record is from RefSeq and is a predicted model, not a curated record. The transcript is spliced from 4 exons. Lineage: Eukaryota; Fungi; Basidiomycota; Agaricomycetes; Boletales; Suillaceae. The coding region runs from base 31 to 774 and encodes 247 amino acids. Gene Ontology annotation, molecular function: protein binding.
GUAAUAUUGAUAAAGUCACGUGAUUCUUACAUGAGGAAGCCGCUGUUAUUUCGUUUCACCGUCUUGACUUGUACUUACAUAGCUCUAAGCUUAAUAGUCUUCUUGUGUUUGUACAUCAUGGACGCCCGUCUUCGCCGCGUGAAUAAAGAAAUAGCUGACUGCAAGAACGACAAAUCUUCAAACAUCAAAAUCGACCUAGUAGAUUCGUCACCAUUUCAUCUGAAAGGAUCUUUCCCCGGUCCUCAGGACACCCCAUAUGAAGGUGGCCACUUCGAGGUGGAUAUUGUCAUCCCUGAUUCAUAUCCAUUCCAACCUGUCAAGAUGAAAUUCAUCACGAAAGUGUAUCACCCAAACAUAUCAUCAGCGUCGGGAGCUAUCUGUCUUGACAUUCUCAAGGACGCGUGGUCGCCUGUUCUAACGCUCAAAUCGACGCUGAUCUCGCUUCAAUCGCUGUUGUGUUCCCCUGAGCCUAAUGAUCCGCAAGAUGCAGAGGUUGCGAAGCACUACACCACCAGCAAGCGAAGCUUUGAUGAGACAGCAAGAUACUGGACACAGAUAUAUGCCGGAGGGCCUGUGGUGAAGAAGAUGGAAGUGAAGGAGCUACAGAGAGACGAGAUCGCAAUAGCGGGUCUUGAAAAAGCCCAUGUAGAUCAGUUCGAGAGUCUUGGUUUCGAGCGCUCAAAAGUCAUCGACGUUCUUCGGAGAUUGAACUACCGUGGCGCGAACGUUGCCAAUAUUUCUGAAGAUAGAAUUGUAGAAGAGCUUUUGAAAUGACACCGAUGGACAUACCCGGGUACCCCGCUGGUGUUGAUUCUUGUAUUUUUUUCGCUGUGAAUGCCAUCCGUUACUUGCAUUACUCAUGGGGCAGAUACACUACCGACUUGUGAGGUUAGUGGAAAUGCCGUUACUUGUUCUCCCCAUGGCCAGCCUCGUGGUGCGUUUAUGGCCUGUCGGUCCAUUCCGAAUAUGCAGGGAUGAUGCUAUCAUCCUCGAUAUGAUCGAUAUCUCGCUACUUUUCUGUGAAAGUGUGAAGUGUCGCCGAUCCAUAGCGACGUCAUGAUAAUCACAUCUUCUUCUAUUUCGAUGUCGUCCUUGGAACAGC